GCCACAAGGCAAAACCUCACACACAUUGAACCUACAUACCCAAUCGACCGUUGUGCGAGAACGCCGCAAACGAUCAGUGGCUUUUCGUUAUGCGGCCGGUGAUGAGUUCAAAAGCGGUGUAGUUUUUUUUUGGUGAACAAUAUUACCGGCACAGACGAUUGUUCAUCACCUCGCUCACCCCGCUAUUCGACUUGAGCACACCCCUGAAAACCACGCUUUCAACAACAAAGACUCUUCUCACUCACAACACCCGGGCUCUCACUCACAAAUGAGCCCCCCAUCGCAACAAAAAAGAGUAUUAUUCAGCUGGAAGAACAAGGAAAAGAAGACUACCUCGACCACAAUGCCAACCUCACAAUCACCACCACCGGGCCCUUCCCAACAACCACCACCCCAAGCUACCACCUCAUCACAACCUGACGACCUCGAAGUCGUAACCGACGACAACGACAGCGACUACUCCUCCAUCGACUCUGAAAUCCCCUUUUCAACCCCCAAUCUCCCCCCUUCCAUGACUACAAUGAUGAUAGACAGCCUCUUCACAACCCCACCCCCCCUCCACGACCCCCUCAUCACCCCAACCUCCACCCUCCAAGACGAGACCCUAUCCGACAUCCUCCCCUUCCUCUCCUCCUCCCCCCUCCCCCCCGAUCUCUUCACCUACAACGCCUACAACGUCCCCUCCCUCCGCCGGGAGGCUCACAUUGCCUUUCUUCAUGCCUCGCUUGGUAGGUUGCCAGGGAAGUUUGUCGCCGCGGACGCGAGCAGGCCCUGGUUUUUGUACUGGUGUCUUAGUGGGUUGGCCAUGUUGGGGGAGGACGUGAGCCGGUAUAGGGAUAGUGUAAAAGAGACGGCGAGGUCGAUGCAGAAUGGGAGUGGGGGGUUUGGUGGUGGGGGUGGGCAGCUGAGUCAUCUUGCUACGUCGUAUGCGGUGGUGCUGGCGUUGGCGAUUGUUGGGGCAGAGGAAGGCUUUGAGGUUAUUGAUAGGAGGCAGAUGUGGAGGUGGCUGGGGGGGUUGAAGCAGAGGGAUGGUGGGUUUGAGGUCUCUGUUAUCAUCACGCUGCUCGAUCUGCCGCUCGAUCUAACUCCCGAAUCGCCCGCAUAUAAACCCGACGACCCGAGUUUUAACCUCCUGUCUGGAGUAGCUGACUACGUUCGACGAUGCCAAACCUACGAAGGCGGGAUAUCCUCCUCCCCCUCCGCCGAAGCCCACGGCGCCUACGCCUUUUGCGCAUUGGGGUGCCUCUCCCUCCUCGGCCCCCCGAGUAUCACCAUCCCCGAAACCCUCAACCUCCCCUCCCUGCUGUCAUGGCUCUCUAGCCGGCAGUACGCCCCCGAAGGAGGCUUCUCGGGGCGGACCAACAAGCUCGUUGACGGGUGUUAUUCCCACUGGGUCGGGGCGUGCUUCCCCUUGAUUGAGGCCGCUCUGGCCAAUUCCCCAACUCCGGUGAAUGACAGUUUGUUCAGUCGGGAGGGGUUGAUACGUUAUAUUCUGAACUGCUGUCAGGAUGAGACUAAAAGGGGGGGGCUGAGGGAUAAGCCGGGCAAGAUGAGUGACGCGUAUCAUAGCUGUUAUGUGCUGAGUGGUUUGAGCGCGGGGAUGCAUCAGUGGGUGUUGGAAGACGAGGAGUGGAUGGUGCUGCCUUAUUUGGAAGGGGAACAGGUUUUUGAGAAUGCGGAUCGGGUGAGGCCGGUGCAUCCUGUUUAUGUGAUCCCGCAAGGGGCGGUGAGGGCGAUGAGGGGGUAUUUUAGGGGGAAGGGGGGGUUUAACUGAGUCUUGUGUUUGAUGAUGGUGUGGUUGGAAGAUAUAUGUGUGUUGAGUCUGGAAGGGUUUGUACAGGAAUAAAAUAGGAUAUGUGCAUGUUUGGUGUAGGUCGUUGGGCCACUGGGAUAUACGUUGGCAAAAGUAUAACACGGUGUCAAAAAGUUAUUUUAGUUGCUUUUUGCUUGUGGUCACUGAACAGAGGAAUGAGAGUAAAAUGCUGUCGAGAAACAACGCGCAUGUUGCCAUGGCGAGGGCAGAUAAAAUUGUGGAUUGCUUGUUGUUGGCUUCGGAGUGGAAACGUUCUUUGGAUUGU
Messenger RNA from Podospora pseudopauciseta, 2078 nucleotides. RefSeq names its product CAAX farnesyltransferase (FTase) subunit beta (gene RAM1). Lineage: Eukaryota; Fungi; Ascomycota; Sordariomycetes; Sordariales; Podosporaceae. Gene Ontology annotation, biological process: protein farnesylation. Bases 269 to 1774 code for a protein of 501 amino acids. Gene Ontology annotation, molecular function: protein farnesyltransferase activity. The transcript is spliced from 4 exons. Gene Ontology annotation, cellular component: protein farnesyltransferase complex. The record is from RefSeq and is a predicted model, not a curated record.